Tinamus guttatus (white-throated tinamou) is the source of this 4365-nucleotide messenger RNA. NCBI's taxonomy places the organism in Eukaryota, Metazoa, Chordata, Aves, Tinamiformes, Tinamidae. The record is from RefSeq and is a predicted model, not a curated record.
AUGCUCAGGCCUGUCAAAAAAGCAUUCCCAAGAGCUGAACAAGUUGAUGAGGCAACCUAUUUGUCAAACCUAGCAGUGCAGAAAAAUGCAAGUGCCUUCUUCAAGAAGUAUGACGCGACUGAGCUGCAGGAGUUACUUACAGCCAUGUCCUCGAGUUGGCUGGCUUCAAAAGAUGCCAUGGAGUGUCCAAUAGAGCUUCCCAGCGGACUGGUGAGCCAGCUAAGAAAUAUAAGUUCCCGGACUGCAAUUUUGCUGGCACCGGUGGUUUCAGGUGUACCCUUGGACUGUAAAGAAGUCCAUCAGAUUUUGAGAGAGUUGGCUGUUGGCAUUUACUGUUUAAACCAGAUACCUUCGAUCAGUUUAGAUGCUAACUAUGACCAAAGCACAUCUUGUCAGCUUCCAUCAGCUUAUGUCGAUACCAGAAUUGGACAGAUUCUGAUCAGUGUUGAUUACAUGCUCAAAGCCCUGUGGCACGGGGCCUAUGUGCCCAGAGAGAAACGCAUGAGGUUUUCCAAGUUGUGGCGCUCUGAGGUGGACGUGGAUGCAGAUGGGAAACCCCAAACGGAUGGAAACAUUUCUUCAGUGUUUUCCUCAGGAGGGCUAACUGAUAUUUCUACUGAACCUGACUUUGUUGGAAUCUAUGAUGAAAAUAUCAAUGAAGAUCCAACUUACAAUCCAAACAGUGCAGAAGAAAAAAGUUUCUUCAUGCAGUAUGCUGAUAAUAUAGUACUUAAGUUGACAUUUGGUAAUGCACAAGUUGAGCAACAAGAAAACUUUUUUAGGUUUGAUGCAGUAUACAGACUCACCAAUGUUAUAAGAUCAGCAGAGGACUGUUUAGACAAAGAAACAUAUCAGAGAUUGCAGCAAAGGUUAGCUCUUCACCAAAAGCUCCUGAAGAAACACUUAGAAAAGAACAUCACAGUACACAAGAAUAUAGAAUACCUGAAGUUAAUGAGCUUUUUGAUUCCAUUUUUACUGGGGUUUAAGAAGAAGAUGGAAAUUCCCAAUUUAAAUAAACUUCUUCAGGCAUACUCAAGUCUCGAGCUUAAAACUGAAAGAGAAUUGCCUCCAUUUUUUCUUGGACAACAAUUUAAAUGUCAGCAUUUUCAAUAUGCACAGAAUGAAUUUUUUCAUGCCCAUGGAGGAAUAGAAUUUGACGUUGGGACUCCUUCGAUACAGGACAUUUCAGAAGAGAUCAAGGUUUUAGUUUGCUCUCUUUUACGUAACGUAUGUGUGCAUGUCUUUACAGCCAACAAGGCUGCCUAUGAAAAAAUACAGCAUAGUGUAUCAAGACAAAUGGCUCAGUUGUUUGAUGGAGAUACAACCGGUAGAGAACAUUAUCCCAUUCCAGUCAUGGAAUUUGAGGGUAAGAGCUACUAUGUGAUCUGUAUUGAAUUUGAAGGGUUUUAUCAGCAACUUUAUAGGACACCAUGGUGGGCAGCCAUAAAUGAAAAGAUAAAUACUCUUAAGCCCAAAAGAGUUGCCUUUACAGAUACACAGAUUCUUGACCAAUUGAAAAGAAAAUUUGGUUACAAGGAAGCUAUUAAAUGCAAGAGCUUGCCAUAUGGUAUGAAAUCAGCUGCCAAGAGAGGACUAGCUGCUAUCUUCAUUGCCUUCUGUCGUAAGGCAUCUACGUCCAGUUUCAGUGUUAUUGAUGAGUCUGGUUUCACUCUUCUGCACCAUGCUGCCAUGUACAACCGUGUUCCAGUUAUAUACCAGCUGAUUAAAGCCCAUGUGGAUAUCAACCAGAGAUGCAUCGUUCACAUUCGCCUCGGUCCUACUGCCUUACACUUAGCAGCUCAGUGUGGAUCCAUUGAAGCCCUUAACUGUCUCCUUGCCAUGAAGGCAGAUUAUAAAGUGGCCGAUCAUCAAGGCUGGCUGGCUGUGCAUUAUGCUGCAUUCUAUGAUAAGAUUGCUUGUAUCACAGUCCUGUGCAGAAAAGACCCUAGCCUGCUGGAGGCUGAAACAACAGCUGUGUAUCGAGUUACUCCACUGCUGCUUACUGCCAUAUCUGGGGCGUUAGACACACUGCAGUAUUUGUUUUCUCUCGGUGCCAACUACAAAAAGACUGACAGUAAAGGAAACAAUGUAAUUCAUUUAGCAGUGCUUUACUUUCACACAGAAAUUCUUAAGCAUCUGCUGGAGGUAAAUAAUCCAGAUCUUCCUGUUUGGAGUACUAUUGUAGGUAUGUUAAACUGUGAAGAACCUACUAGGAGAGAAAUGGCUAUUAGGUCCUUGGAAGUCCUUUGCUUAGCAAAAGAUCACUACUGGAAGUGCAUUUUGGAUGCAGGCACUAUAUCCCCUAUAAUCAGUUUGUUAAAGAGCCAGAACAGCAAGCUUGCAUGCAUAGCUGCCGGAGUUCUGAGCAACAUUUCGACUCACGAUGCCAUUUCCAGAGCCUUCGCAGAGGCUGGGGGCAUUUCUGUGCUGGUUGAUCUGUUGGGCUAUGAGGAACCUGAACUGCAGUCUCGCUGUGCUGUUGUCCUAUACGAUAUUGCUCAUUUGGACAAUUAUCAAAAUGUCAUUGCUAAGCUGGGUGGAAUUCGGUCUUUGGUAAAUCUUUUGGAAAGUAAAACUGAUGAUUUGUUGGUAAAUGUAAUGAAUUGUAUCCGAGUGUUGUGCAUUCAAAACAAAAGUAAUCAAGAGGAAGUAAAGGAGCAUGAGGGUAUUCCGUUACUUAUUCAGUUUCUAACUGCACAUUCAGCUAUACUACAGGCUGUAUCGUCUGCAGCUAUUGCAGAACUUGCUCGAGGGAAUAAAAAAAUGCAGGAUGCCAUUGCAGAUGCAGAGGCAAUUGAUCCUCUAGUUGAACUUCUAAGAAAAAGGAUUAUCAAUGUACAAAUGGAAGGUGCUCUGGCUGUAGAGGCACUAUGUGAAAACAACAUUCAUGUGCAGAGGGCGUUCCUGGAGAAAUCAGUAACAAAGGAUCUGCUGAAGCUCUUAAAGGCAUUUCAUGUGAAAGUGAAGGAACAGGGUGCAACAGCUUUGUGGGCACUGGCAGGAAAAAAAAUGAAGCAACAGAAGUUCAUGGCAGAACAGAUUGGGUAUAACUUAAUUACUGACAUGCUUUUGUCACCAUCUGAUAAAAUGCAGCAUGUUGGAGGUGAAGCAGUUGUUGCCCUUUGCGAAGACAGCAGACAUCAUCAAAAUCAAAUAUGUAAAGGGAAUGGAAUCAGCCCGUUAGUUUGGCUGUUGAGAAAUGCAAAAAUAGCAGAGGGAACACUGCUGAAUGUCAUCAGAGCCCUGGGGACCAUAUGCAUCGGUGUAGCUCUUACAAACAACCCUGUCAGCCAGAAAAGUGUGUUGGAGGAACAGGCCUUGCCAACCCUGGUUCAUCUGCUCAAACAUCACGGUUCACUUCAGAUAAAGGCUGAAGUCGCAUAUUCCUUGGCUUGUAUUGUUUUAAAAAACAGAAAGCUACAGGAGGUAUUACAAGAAGAAGGUUUCAUUUAUUCUGAUGUUCUUGAACUUCUUCAAGUACCAGAUAAGGAUAUCCGUUUACGAGCAGCACAUGCUUUAGCCCUUUUUGCAUACAAUAACUGUGUCCAACAACUCCGGAUCCGGGAGAGUGGAACAAUUACAAUAUCCAUAUUUGAGCCUUUUUUGCAGUCAGAAAUUGAGACAGAUAAAGCCCUGGCAGCUUUUCAGAUUGUUGUGUUAGCCAGAGUUAUAGCAGAUGCCGAUCAGGUCACUUUGUCUGCUAGAGGUGUUACUACACUGGUGGAAUUGCUGAGCUCUGAGGACACUGUGACACUUAUUCUUACAGGGAAGUUACUGGCCAGCUUGGCUCAUACGAGGGCAGGAAUUCCAGAAGCCAUCACUACAUUAGGAACUAUCCAGCGCCUGUGUUAUCACCUGUACUCAGAUGACGAAGAGGUCUGCAUAGCCUCUGCCAAUGCACUGGGCUACUUAACGUUCAACCCGACCGCGUACCGCCACCUCCUCGGGGAGUGCAGGAACAAGCCCCAGCAGUUCGGCCGGCUGCUGGGGAACCUCAGCAGGGACGCGCGGAUAAACCCGGAUUUCGUCAACGAGUUCCGGCGAGAGAAACGCAUGGGGCUGCCUUCCCUAAGUUUGAUGAUAAACGGAGGACCGCCCGCAGUUCCAACUUACUCUAAAGAGAAGGCGUGGAGUCGCAGAGGAAGACAUCCCUGGACUAAAUGUCAACCCAAGGACUCACUGCUUUUAGUAUCUGCCCCUGCUCACCUAAGGGGAAAAUUCAGAAGAGCAAAUAUGUUCCAAGGACAAACUCCCAGAGUAUAUUCAUUUACGUAUGAAGUUUCGUCAGACAUCACAAAAGUUUCAAGACCAAGAAUCGUUAAUGUCAGUAAGAUUUCAGCCAUUGCACCGGGAGAGAAGCUUUAA